Trichomycterus rosablanca is the source of this 1077-nucleotide messenger RNA. Its product is annotated as proline-rich protein 7. Lineage: Eukaryota; Metazoa; Chordata; Actinopteri; Siluriformes; Trichomycteridae. The transcript is spliced from 2 exons. The record is from RefSeq and is a predicted model, not a curated record. Bases 1 to 747 code for a protein of 248 amino acids.
AUGGUGAUGUCCCAGGGCACGUACACAUUUCUGGCAUGCUUUGCUGGGUUCUGGCUUGUUUGGGCCUUGAUCGUCAUGGUGUGCUGCUUCUGCAGCUUUGUGCAGCGUAAGCUGAAGUGGCGACGUGAGGAGAGGCUAAGGGAGCAGUGUCUGAGGACCCUGGAGAUGGAGCCGCUGGAGUGUACAGGACCUGGAUAUUAUCCAAGAGAGCCGCACCAGUUCUGCCCACCCCCUUCGGUGCUGUCUUCACAGGUGCCGGUACCUCACACUAUCCCUCAAGGUGACUGGACCCCACCACAAGCUCUCUCGGUGGACAAUGAUGCCUGUGGGAAACCGCCUUGCUAUGAGGAGGCAGUUCUGAUGGAAGAUCCUCCUCCCCCCUACAGUGAGGUUCUUGCUGAUCCCAGAGGAGGAACCUACACUAAACCUGUGCUGCGGCCCUCCAGGCAGCACCAGGAGUCAGAGACCAGAAAGACGGCCCCUGUAACCGUGUUCCCGGAGCGCGGCUACUCGUCACUGAUUCGCCUGCCUUCGGCCAGGCGGUGGGACUCGCUGGACCACCUGCUCUCCAGUGUGGACCUUAAUCACAGUACCUUGACACUGGAGCCGCACUCUUCGGCCAUGGCCACAAUGCCACGCGAUGGUCGCAAUCACAUGGACUUCGGCCUUCGCAGCCUCCGGCCCCUGGAUCACAGCUAUGCACUGCCCACGGCCUUCCCGCUUCUGGGUCGAAGUACAGCAGUGUGAACGUUUCUGUACAGUCCUUCUGCUGUUCAGGGGCCUCUGAUUUAAUUUUUUGAAGGCAGUGAUUGAGUUAUUUUUGUCAAAUAAACCUCAAAGGACUGAAAGGACCAUUCAGUUUUUCUUUUUACUGUUUUCCUCAGAUUUUGAAGAUUGUAUUACAGAUGUAUCUAUUCAUCUUCUUUUCUUACUCAUUCUCUUAACGCUCGCUGUGGCGUCACUGCCUGAUGCAGAGCACUAGCUAUUAUGUGAGCAUUGUUGCCAUGGUUUCAGGCCUCUUAUCCUCACUUUUUGUCUGCCUUGAACUGAUGUAACACGAACAGGAUUUAAAAUUUG